UGCUCCCGGCGGCUUCCGCGGGAUCCCGGAGAUCCGGGCUCGAUCCUCGUGGUCUCUCCAGGAGGGACCCUCAGGGCGGGGACAGCCAACCCCCAACGCCCCGUUUUUAGAUGCACCAAAGGGGAACAAUUCCGGGCGCUCCCCUUGCUCGUGUCCCUUCCCCACCCUGGGGGAGAUGUGGGGGGCAGGGAAGGUCCCCCUUGUCCCUCGAACAAGUCCCCCCCGUGUCUUCAGCUGCAGGAUCCCAGAGAAUCUGGGGCGUUCCCUUCCCCGUGAUGGGGGGACACCGCCCCAACCCCCCUGUCCUGGCUGAUGCCCACCCGUGGCAUGGCCAGCGAGUGCCACCCCUGACCCCGCUGUCGCUCUGUGCCGCGGCAAACGGGCUCAGCUCAGCUCCCGGGUGCUGCUGCGGGACCUGGAGGACAAGGACAACGUGCUGGACUGGCAGGAAGACACGGCCCUGCUGGGCUGCUCUAAAGCUCACGGACAUCGAGCCCCGCAGCUCAAAUAAACCUGGUGUCACCGCCCCAGCCCCAAAUAUUCACCUGGCAUUGGGGUCACCGGGAUGGGAGAGCUCAGGACCACCUCUCCUGGGGGUAUUGGGGCCCUCCAGAUGGUUUAGGGUGGCCUGGUGAUCCAGGGGACCAUCCCAGCACCCCGAGAAGUGCUCGGCAUCCCCCACCUCCCUCUAAUGGGAUCACACAGCUCGUUAGGCAAAAAUGAGGCGCGGGCGAAACCGCCUGCGAGGAGCUGCUGGGAAAGGCCGGGGGCGAGGGGCUGCCGGGGGGGCAGUGCCACCCCCGCCGGGCUAUAAAUGCCCACCGCGCCCCGGCUGCCGCAUCCCGAGUCCUUUUGGGGUGCUGAUCUGCGCUGACCCGGCUGGCGAUGGCGUGUCCCCUGGAGCAGGCGAUGGCCGUGAUGGUCACCACCUUCCACAAGUACUCGGGCAAGGAGGGCGACAAGUACAAGCUCAGCAAGGCGGAGCUCAAGGAGCUGCUGAACAAGGAGCUGCCCAUCUUCGGGAGCAAACAAAUGGACGAGGCCGAGUUCAAGCGGCUCAUGAACGACCUGGACCACAACAAGGACAGCGAGGUCGAUUUUAAGGAGUACGUUUGUUUCCUGGCCUGUGUCACCAUGGGCUUCAACGAGUUCUUCAAGGACGACCCCAGCAAGCAGCACCGCAGGAAGUGACCCCCGGCUGCUGCCCACCCCGGCCCUGAGGGGCUGCAAUAAAAGCUUUUCCCCAAUCCUGGCUGAGUUCCUGGGUUCUGUUCAGGCUUUCCCCCAAUCCUGGCUGAGUUCCUGGGUUCUGUUCAGGCUUUUCCCCAAUCCUGGCUGAGUUCUGGGGGUUCU
Molecule: messenger RNA, 1353 nt
Organism: Corvus hawaiiensis (hawaiian crow)
Lineage: Eukaryota; Metazoa; Chordata; Aves; Passeriformes; Corvidae
Product: protein S100-A4-like
Exons: 3
Coding region: 886-1191 (101 amino acids)
Cellular component (GO): cytoplasm
Molecular function (GO): calcium ion binding; transition metal ion binding
Source: RefSeq, a predicted model, not a curated record